Messenger RNA from Culicoides brevitarsis, 2408 nucleotides. It is a transcript of the gene ACOX1, whose product is annotated as probable peroxisomal acyl-coenzyme A oxidase 1. The transcript has 7 exons. Gene Ontology annotation, biological process: lipid homeostasis; fatty acid beta-oxidation using acyl-CoA oxidase. The record is from RefSeq and is a predicted model, not a curated record. Gene Ontology annotation, molecular function: acyl-CoA oxidase activity; fatty acid binding; FAD binding. Gene Ontology annotation, cellular component: peroxisome. NCBI's taxonomy places the organism in Eukaryota, Metazoa, Arthropoda, Insecta, Diptera, Ceratopogonidae. The coding region runs from base 170 to 2206 and encodes 678 amino acids.
AAUACGAGCGAGACGAGACGAGACGUGUAUUUCAAUGCUCCGUCGAAUAAUUGGUCAGUUACAAAGAAAUUAUAGAAGGAGUUGUUACGUACGAACGAACAAGUGAAAUUACUUUCUGCUUUGAAUUGUUGCUUUGUUUAGGCAACAAAUCACGAAAUUGCAUCGAAAAAUGUUUAAUGUUGACAAAAUUAAUACCAUGGCGAAGAAGGUGAAUCCCGAUAUCGCCAAGGAACGGAAAAAGUGCACUUUCGACGUUGAGGAAAUGGCCUGUUGGUGGAAUAAUGGCGCUCAAAAGCUCAAGGAGAAACGCGAAAGAGAACAAUUUUUCUUGAAUGAUCCGGAGUUGAAUGACAAAGUGCCGUAUUAUUUCAAGUCACAUACCGAAAAAUACGAAGAAAGUGUGAGAAAAGCUGUCGUUAUUUGCAGAAAAAUCAAAGAGUUGCAAGAUCAAGGCAAAGAUGGUGUUGACAAUUACAUGGCUCUUUUGGGAGGUCUUCUUGGCUCCGGUCUCAUCGAAGAAGGAAAUCCGUUGAGUGUUCAUUAUGUCAUGUUCCUUCCGGCACUCAUGGGACACGGAACAACGAUGCAACAAGCCGAAUGGAUGAGCAAAGCAUGGACUUGUCAGAUAGUAGGAACGUAUGCGCAAACCGAACUCGGGCACGGAACCUUCAUUCGAGGCUUGGAAACGACAGCAACGUACGAUCCAGCGACAAAAGAGUUCGUUUUGAACAGUCCGACGCUCACAUCGCUCAAAUGGUGGCCCGGAGGCUUGGGACAUACCGCAAAUUAUUGCAUUGUCAUCGCCCAGCUGUGGAGCAAAGGAAAAUGUCACGGAAUUCAUCCCUUUAUUGUGCAGCUGCGCGACGAGGAAACGCACAUGCCGCUGCCCGGCAUCCAAAUUGGCGAAAUUGGAGCAAAAUUGGGCUUCAAUACCGUCAAUAACGGCUAUUUGGGGUUCAAAAAUGUGCGGAUACCACGCGAACAGAUGCUCAUGAAGAACGCCAAAAUUACCGAGGAUGGUGAAUUCAUCAAACCAAAAGCCUCCGUCCUGACCUACGGAACAAUGAUGUUUGUGCGUGUCGUCAUCAUCCGCGACAUGGCUUCAUACCUUUCGAAGGCAGUAACUAUCGCAAUUCGCUAUUCCUGCGUUCGUCGUCAGAGUCAAAUCAACCCCAAAGAGCCCGAAAUUCAAAUUAUCGACCAUGUCACGCAACAAAAUAAACUUUUCGUACCUUUAGCGAGCGUCAUGGCAUUCAAAGUUGCCUCAGAUUAUCUAUGGGAUUUGUACAAUCAAGUAACGCACGAAUUGGAGGGCGGAAAUCUAGAUCGUUUGCCGGAACUUCAUGCGAUUGCGUGUUGUUUGAAGGCUGUUUGCACCGCAGAUACCGCAAAAUACGUCGAGGCGUGUCGUUUGGCAUGCGGCGGGCACGGGUACUUGCAUUGUUCGGGCUUUCCAGCGACAUAUGCGAUGGUGACAGCUGCGAGCACAUAUGAAGGCGAAAACACCGUUUUAUUGCUGCAAACCGCCCGUUAUUUGGUUAAAAUGUGGAGCGAGGCCCUAAAUGGGCGUGCACUUGUACCAACAGUCGCUUAUCUCGAACACGCCGUCAAAAAUAACGGACAAAAAGUGAAAUGGGAUCAAAGUUUCGCCGGAAUGAUCGCCGCGUUGCAGGGAAUUGCUGCGGGAAAACUCAAAAACGUCUUCGGCAAAGUCGAGGUUUGGAAAUCGCGUGGUUUGACGCAGGAAGAGGCAGCGAAUAAAUGUUCAAUUGAACUCGCAUCGACCGCAGAUGCCCAUUGUCGCGCAUUUUUGGUGCAAUCGAGCUAUGUGAUGAUCAAUCAAGCAUGUCGCGAUGUCUCUCCCGCACUCGGGGACGUGCUGAAACACAUAAUUGAGCUAUUUGCCGUUGAUACGUGCAUUAAAUCGCUCGCUGAUUUACAAAGAUACACAACCAUCACGGAAACGGAUAUCAACAACCUUCAAACGACAUUGGAGAACUUGCUGGCAAAGAUUCGACCCAAUGCCGUGAGCAUCGUCGAUGGUUUCGACAUCCCCGAUAAAGUUCUGGGCUCCGCGCUGGGCGUUUACGACGGAAAUGUCUACGAAAAACUCUUCGAAGAGGCCCAAAAAAGCCCGAUGAACCAAGAACCUGUCAACAAAUCAUUCCAUUUGUAUCUAAAACCGUUCAUGAAGUCAAAUCUUUGAGGAAUUAACGAAAUUUUUACAUGUACUUUACACGAAAAAAAUAUUUUUAAGCCAAUUUUAGGGGGGAACGGGGCAAUAUUCUGUGAUUAGCGUUAAAAUAAGGCACGUUGGACGUGCUUCAUUGACAUUAUCAAUGCAAAAAAAUCGGUGAAUGGGUAAAAUUUUAAUAAAAAUAGACAAUUUUUACUUAUUUUUACUUGUC